Messenger RNA from Blastocystis hominis, 789 nucleotides. RefSeq lists its product as hypothetical. NCBI's taxonomy places the organism in Eukaryota, Bigyra, Opalinata, Blastocystidae. Gene Ontology annotation, cellular component: microtubule cytoskeleton. Gene Ontology annotation, molecular function: ATP hydrolysis activity; ATP binding. The record is from RefSeq and is a predicted model, not a curated record. The transcript is spliced from 6 exons. The coding region runs from base 1 to 789 and encodes 262 amino acids.
AUGAGUACCCAUUUCGAAACCGUAUCACCUAGUCCCGAAGACCCAUACGAGAAAACGGUGGUGGAAAGCAUUCUCGAUAAAUCACCCAGUGUGAAAUGGAACGAUCUAGCAGGACUUUCCUAUGCCAAAAAAGUGCUUUACGAAUCCGUAAUUCUUCCCAAUCAACGACCCGACCUUUUUACGGGGUUGCGAGCCCCUCCCAAGGGGAUUUUGCUUUUUGGACCUCCAGGAACGGGGAAAACGAUGAUCGGGAAAGCUGUGGCGACCGAGUCAAAGGCUCUGUUUUUCAGCGUGUCUUCGUCUACACUGACGAGUAAAUGGGUAGGAGAGAGCGAGAAGAUCGUCCGCGCUUUGUUUGCAGUGGCUUCUAAAAACCAGCCGGCGAUCAUUUUUAUCGACGAAAUCGACUCGAUUUUGACAGCACGAAGUGAGAACGAGAACGAGGGAAGCCGCCGAUUAAAAACAGAGUUUAUGAUUCAGUUGGAUGGGGCAACAACGAACGGAGAGGAGCGAGUUUUGAUCAUCGGAGCGACAAAUCGUCCGUUUGAACUGGACGAUGCGGUGAUUCGCCGACUCUCCCGUCGUAUUUAUAUCCCUUUACCUGACAAACAAACUCGAUUUGAAUUGCUUACGAUUCUUUUAAAAGGCCAAAACGUAAAUCUUUCCGAAGAGGACGUUUCCCGCAUCUUAGAACUCACAGCACAUUACAGCGGAUCCGAUUUGAAAGUGCUGUGCAAAGAAGCAGCCAUGGGUCCUGUAGAUGGCUCUGCGCCCCGAUCUGAUGGAUAG